UUGAGCAACAGCAGAGCUGCACACGAGGCAAGUCUCUCAGUUUCUCUCGAAAGAAAUAUUCAACUGAAUCCAGCAGCUUUUUCUCAACAACAGCAGCAUCUCUGCAACACUGAGUGUCGAUAUGUCUGCUGCCAGCUGUCUGCUGACUGAAGAUCAGUUUCUGUGCUCCAUCUGUCUGGAUGUGUUCACUGAUCCAGUCACCAUACCAUGUGGACACAACUUCUGUAAAACCUGCAUCACUGAUCACUGGGAUAUUAAUGUUCCCUAUCAGUGUCCCAACUGUAGAAAGGCUUUCAACACAAAACCUGAGCUGCAGGUCAAUACUGUCAUCUCGGAGAUGGCUGCUAAGUUCAGACAGUCAACUUGUGACGUCUACUCAGGAUCCAAAGGAAGGACCUGGAUGUUCUUCCUGGUGUGUCUGAUGUGUGUCUUCAUGGCCCGGAUGGUUUCAGAACAAAAGAAACAUCUUGUUGGUCCUCUGAAAGAAGAAUAUGAAGCAAAGAAGGCUGAGCUGUGGAAGACAGGGGCUGAAAUUCUGCAUAUGAUCCAGAAGAGACAAAUGAAGAUUCAGGAGAUCAAACACUCAGUGGAGCUCAGUGAUCAAGAUUCUGACAGAGAGAUAGCAGAAGGAGUUCAGAUCUUCAAUGCUCUGAAGGAGUCUGUUGAGAGAAGCAUGGCCGAGUUCAUGAUGAUGAUCCUAGAGAAGCAGAUAACGACAGAGAAACCAGCUGAAGGCUUCAUCAAAGAGCUGGAACAGGAAAUCUCUGAGCUGCAGAAGAGAAGCACUGAGGUGGAGCAGCUCUUACAGUCUGAAGACCACCAACACCUCCUCCAGAGCUUCACCUCCCUGAACGCUGUUCCACCCACCAAGGACUGGACAGAAGUCAACGUCCAUCCACCUUCAUAUGAGGGGAUUGUGGUGAGAGCUGUGACUCAGCUGGAGGAGACGCUCAGUGAAAAGAUUAAGAAAUUGCUCGCUGAGUCUGAUCUGAAGAGGGCCCAGCAGUCUGCAGUGGAUGUGACUCUUGAUCCUGAUACAGUACAUCCUAAACUCAUCCUUUCUGAUGAUGGAAAACAAGUACAUCAUAGUGAUGUAAGGAAGAACCUUCCAGAAAAUCCAGAGAGAUUUGAUACAUGUGUUAAUGUCUUAGCAAAGGAGAGUUUCUCUUCAGGAAGAUUUUAUUACGAGGUUCAGGUUAAAGGAAAGACUGACUGGACUUUAGGAGUGGUCAGAGAGUCGAGGAAGGGAAAAAUCACACUGAGCCCUCAGGAUGGUUACUGGGUGAUAGUGGUGAGGAAUGAAAAUGAGUACCUCGCUGCUGCUGACCCUGCUGUCCGUCUGUCUCUGAAGUCUCAGCCUCAGAAGGUGGGGGUGUUUGUGGAUUAUGAGGAGGGUCUGGUCUCCUUUUAUGACGUUGAUGCUGAAGCUCUUAUCUACUCCUUUACUGGCUGCUCCUUCACUGAGAAACUCUAUCCAUACUUCAGUCCCUGUUUUAAUGACGGUGGUAAAAAUUCUGCCCCUCUGAUCAUCUCUCCUGUCAGUCACUGAGUAGAACUAAAUGUUACAUCUAUGAAAUCAUAGAAAAAAAGAGACUACAGAACAUCCAUGAGAAUCAGAAUAUUUUUCUACAGUAUCAAAUA
This is a messenger RNA of Sander lucioperca (pikeperch), 1641 nucleotides long. Its product is annotated as E3 ubiquitin-protein ligase TRIM21-like. The record is from RefSeq and is a predicted model, not a curated record. The coding region runs from base 122 to 1549 and encodes 475 amino acids. Gene Ontology annotation, molecular function: protein binding. The transcript is spliced from 2 exons. Lineage: Eukaryota; Metazoa; Chordata; Actinopteri; Perciformes; Percidae.